Messenger RNA from Galeopterus variegatus (Sunda flying lemur), 2497 nucleotides. RefSeq names its product lymphoid-restricted membrane protein-like. The transcript has 20 exons. The coding region runs from base 1 to 2466 and encodes 821 amino acids. NCBI's taxonomy places the organism in Eukaryota, Metazoa, Chordata, Mammalia, Dermoptera, Cynocephalidae. The record is from RefSeq and is a predicted model, not a curated record. Gene Ontology annotation, cellular component: endoplasmic reticulum membrane.
AUGGCUUCUGCAAGGAAGGGAACUGAGAAGCGGCAUAACCCAGUGGAAAGCAUCUGUAGAAAAAUCAGAGCCAUCCAAAAGAGAGAAGUAACUUCAUAUCCAGUUCAACAGAUUAUCAAAUACCAAUCUAGAAGUUUUGAUAGUCCACAAACCAACACCCAGAAAAAUUUUGAAGAGGUACUCUGGAAAAUGACUGCUGCUCACCUUCCUACGCUCAAUUCUCAUUUCUCAAGUUCUGAGAAGGUUGACAACUUCAUUUCUUCUCCUCAAAUAGUUUCUCCAAGAACCCCAUCCAUCGCUCACCUCAGCUCUCCGGAGGAUGCAACGUACUCUGUUAUUCUCUCGAGUUCUGAAAGCAUCUCAACGCUGAGAUCACAGAGCAACCAGAAUUAUACAUCUUUGAUAUCACAUACCAGAAAUGAGGAUUGUUUAUCUAACAAGGAUUUGAAUAACUAUUGUAGUGAAAGGAAUUUUAGGACCUUAGCACUUGACUUUGAUUCUGCUUCUGGUCAGAGCUCUGACUUUUUCACUCCUAAGGAUUCAGUGGUGAAAAAAUUAUCUCUUCAUGAAGAUGAAUGGAAACUAGGAACUGAUGAUGGCAAAGAUGGAACUUACAGCAUCAACACGGCCUGUGAAGAAGAGUUACUUACGAGAAUUUUUCAUGCAUGCUCAGUAGGAGUAGCCAAAAUAAUAGAUUACCUGAGACAGACAACUAGCCAAGAUUCUGAAGUCAAUGGCCUUGAGGAGCUGUGGAACAUGAUUGAUCCUGAAAAGAGAGAUCCACAUGUGGAUCUGGAAACUUUCCAUGCUGUCAUGAAAGAAUGGAUGGCUUACUGCAGGAACAAACGGGAAGGAGUGAAUAGUGGAUUAAGUGGCAUCUUGAAUCAUUCUGUUUUUGGAGAACAGGACAGCAUAAAACCAGGUGGAGCAAUUAAGAUGAUCACAGAUAUAAGAGAUUCUGCAUCGGGAAGCUUCGAGGCUUUGGGUGGAGACAUGUCUAAGGGUGUCUUGGAGGUGCCUGAUUUGAUUACAUAUGUAGCAGACCUAUAUUUCAACAAGCAGAAAUUGGAAGAGGAAAACAGUAAGUUUAAGUUAGCAUUAGAAACCUUGGAAGAGGCUAACAACCAUUUAACAGAAGACUGCACUGACUUGCGCCUUCAGGUUAAAAGUGCCCACCAGUCUAUUAUGAGAACAAAUCUGUUAAAAGAAGAGCUGGAGGAACUGAAAAUUAGUAUGAAUGCUUCAGAAGAGCAGAAGACCACAAUUGCAUCCCAGAAUAAACAAUUGGAGACAGAAAACCGGGAUCUGAUUCUUAAAAUUCGGAUUCUACAGGAAGAGAAUAUUAAGAACAUUAUGGAUAUAGAUAGACUGGAGAAGAAGAUUGAGGAAUUGUCUAGAACGGAGACAGAGCAGCAAAUGCAAUUACAAACAUAUGAGAAUACUUUGCUUAAUAAAGAUGCAAGUUUGCAGAAGAAGGACUUAAGUAUAGAAGAACUUAAGUCAACCAUUGUAGAAUAUGGAAGCAUUAUAGAGAAUUUACGAGGGGAGAAAAAUAAACUGGCUCAUGAGUUACAGCACCUGCAGCAAGAGCUCAUCGUAAAUGGGAUCCAGCUGAAAGUCAGUGAAGAGCGUAAGGGUAUCAUCUCUGAAGGAGAAAAAUCUUUACAUUAUGAGCUCACUCUUGCUCAGUCUGCAGAGAACAAUGAAACUGAAUGGCAAUGCAAUUUAACAAACUUGUCAUCUCUGGACAUGAUGAUGGACCAAGAAAUGCUGCUGUCACUGAGAGAGCCUGAACAAAAGGGUGUGGAAUUCACAGCUGUGCUUUGGAAGCUGGAAUUCAAACAUAUCAUGGAAGAGAAGCUCAAUCUUUUCAUAAUAAUGCUGAACAGCUUGGAAAACCACAGAGAAUCUCUUGAUAAAGAGUUUGUCAAAUUAAUAGAGAUUUUGAAGAGAUGUAGGCUGGAAUAUUUUGGUUUCAGAGAAGAACUUCUUUCCAGUCAGAAACAAGUAGAAGCCAUUAAACAACUGCAAGAAGAUGCUGUCAACCAGGAAGCCCUCCUCAGGAAGCAGCUCCAGGAAGCCAGCCAACGGCUGGAAGUGGCAGAGGAGCAGGUUAAGGAUCGAGACCAGGCAGCCCACUCUGCCAAUAAAAAAGCUGAGUCUUUACAGCAUAAAUUGGAGGAAGCAAUUUCGGAACAACGGAACCUCCAAACUAUAAAUACUGAAUUAUCGAAUGCUUGCCAGACACUUGAGCGGCAGACAAGAAGACUGAAAACAACAAUUGAUUUACUUCAAAAGAAGUUAAUUCAAGAGGGACUCCAUGGCUUGCUGUCACAGAACUUUUUAGAUGAGGAAUUUCCUCACUAUGAUCACCCGUCCUGCACAGGUACAAUUCAACAACCUCUUCAAGAAAAAUUGAUGCCUUGUGUCUGGAUAGUCUUACAGCAGUUCCAAGGCUGGAACUGACACCUUUCUCAUGUGUAGCCAACCAAAUCCA